UGAUCCCCACUCCACUGGCCUUCCACGUGGUGAGCUGCACAGCUGCCUAAGUACUUCGAUUUCGAGUGUAUUUGUCAUACACGCAACGCCGAUAGCACCUGGGCGCUGCUCUCCCGAAAUUCCUCGGCAAAAGUCAACAAACUACCGGUGAAAAGAUGGUGCUCGAUCUGGACCUCUUCCGCGAGGACAAGGGCUUCGACCCGAAAAAGGUGCGCGAAAACCAGGAGAAGCGCUUCAAGGAUGUCGGUCUCGUUGACACGGUCAUCGAGAAGGACAAGCUCUGGAGACAGCUGCGGCAUCGCGCCGAUAAUCUCAACAAACUCAAGAACCUCUGCAGCAAGGUCAUUGGCGAGAAGAUGAAGAAGAAGGAGCCGGUCGGCGACGACGACAGCGUGCCCCAGUCCAUUGCCGACGAUCUCGACGCUCAGGUUACCUCGGAUAACCUCAAAGCGCUCACUGUCACCCAGAUCAAGAGGAUCCGCACACUCAUCGACGAGGCCAUUGCUGGCAACGACCAGGAUCUCGUUAAGACCGAGGCCCAGAGGAACAGUGCUCUCCGAGAAGUCGGCAACCACCUGCACCAGUCUGUGCCCGUCAGCAAUGAUGAGGAGGAAAACAAGGUUGAAAGAACAUUUGGGGAUACUACUCAGAGGAAAAAGUAUUCACACGUAGAUCUCAUACACAUGAUAGAUGGUAUGGAUGGAGAGAGAGGUGCUGCAGUAUCAGGAGGCAGAGGGUACUUCCUGACAGGAGCAGCAGUUUUCUUGGAGCAUGCUUUGAUACAGCUGGCUCUCAGGAAAUUGUUUGAUAAAGGUUACAAACCCCUCUACACUCCAUUUUUUAUGAGAAAAGAUGCAAUGCAGGAAGUUGCACAACUUUCUCAGUUUGAUGAAGAAUUGUACAAAGUAAUUGGAAAAGGCAGUGAAAAAGGUGAUGAAAAAGAAUUAGAGGAGAAGUACCUGAUUGCAACAUCAGAGCAACCUAUUGCCGCAUAUCAUAGGGGUGAAUGGAUUCCUGAGGCCACACUACCCAUCAGAUAUGCAGGACUUUCAACAUGUUUCAGACAAGAAGUUGGUUCUCACGGACGAGAUACAAGAGGAAUAUUCAGAGUUCACCAAUUUGAGAAGGUAGAACAGUUUUGCCUUACAUCUCCUCAUGAUAACAAGUCAUGGGAAAUGAUGGAGGAAAUGAUAAGGAACGCGGAGGACUUCUAUCAGGAAUUAAAUAUACCAUAUAGAAUUGUAAACAUUGUAUCUGGUGCUCUGAAUCAUGCAGCUUCAAAAAAGCUUGAUUUGGAAGCAUGGUUCCCUGGUUCAGGUGCAUUCAGAGAACUUGUAUCAUGCAGUAAUUGCUUAGACUAUCAAGCUAGGAGAUUAUUAGUCAGAUACGGUCAAACUAAAAAGAUGAAUGCUUCAACGGAUUAUGUUCAUAUGUUGAAUGCUACUAUGUGUGCUGUAACAAGAGUUAUCUGUGCUGUAUUAGAAAUUAACCAAACAGAGACUGGAAUCAAAGUACCCAAAGCCAUAGCUCAAUUUAUGCCUACACAAUAUCAAGAGGAAAUACCCUUUGUCAAGCCAGCACCAAUUGAUGAAGUAGAAAUCAAGAAACAGAAAAAGCAAAAGGAAAAUAUGAACAAAUAAUUUGGAUAAUUAUUUCAAUAAAAUAAUUUGUGAAAAUGCAUUUUCAAUUUUCUAAGCAGUGAGCAAUAUUAAUUAAUUUAUUUUUGCUUCUUUUGUAAAGAUUAUAUUUUACUAGGAGGGAUUAUACAUACUUAUUAAAUGUAUAGAUUUUAAAAAAUUUUUUAUUAAAAUUAAAUCUUAAGAAGUAAAAUGACUUUGUUAUGGGUAGAAAUUUUUACAAAUAAUUAAACAAUCACGUUCCUUCA
Nasonia vitripennis (jewel wasp) is the source of this 1885-nucleotide messenger RNA. RefSeq names its product serine--tRNA ligase, cytoplasmic (gene SerRS). The record is from RefSeq and is a predicted model, not a curated record. Gene Ontology annotation, molecular function: tRNA binding; ATP binding; serine-tRNA ligase activity. Gene Ontology annotation, cellular component: cytosol. The transcript is spliced from 5 exons. The coding region runs from base 156 to 1640 and encodes 494 amino acids. Gene Ontology annotation, biological process: seryl-tRNA aminoacylation. Lineage: Eukaryota; Metazoa; Arthropoda; Insecta; Hymenoptera; Pteromalidae.